AUGGAGGAUAUUUUAGAUGGAUGUCGUUUGAAAUGGAAUACAACUUAUCACAUGAAUGGACAUUCCGCACUGCUACACUUCAAUGAAACUUGGAUCGAAACUUUAGGCUAUUGCGUUGCCAGCUCUUCGAAUCACCAAAAUUACAUUUUUCGGUUCGAACUAAGAAAAGAAAGAGUAAUAACACUGAAUAUUAAGGGUGAAUGCAUUAAGCAAUAUGAAAAUAGUCGCGAUGAUAUCGAAAAUAUCUGCAGACCUGCAUUCCGUGGCGAUGCAUCGAUGAAGACGCCACCUUUCAAUUUCACCUAUACAACCCAAGAUGGAUCAUGCACAUCGAGAGUUUCAUCCCUAACCGCUUGUCCAGAAUAUGGAAAAUACCGCUUUGGGUACGAAGCCUGUCCGGAAUUGCCAAAUUAUGAAAGCCACGGCAAUAGACGAGUUGGAAUGCAUAGCACAUUGGAAUUCGUUCGGGGUGGAAUUCUUCGCUGUUCGCAUAACUAA
Acanthocheilonema viteae is the source of this 498-nucleotide messenger RNA. Lineage: Eukaryota; Metazoa; Nematoda; Chromadorea; Rhabditida; Onchocercidae. The record is from the annotation of a GenBank genome assembly.